Messenger RNA from Ailuropoda melanoleuca (giant panda), 2959 nucleotides. RefSeq lists its product as uncharacterized. Bases 425 to 1108 code for a protein of 227 amino acids. The transcript is spliced from 3 exons. The record is from RefSeq and is a predicted model, not a curated record. NCBI's taxonomy places the organism in Eukaryota, Metazoa, Chordata, Mammalia, Carnivora, Ursidae.
CGACAGUUGGGCUCGAGCGCGGCCUCCCGGCUGGCCGCAAACGCUGCACCUGGUCACUGCGCAGGCGCGGGGCGUGCACUUCCCGCUUCCUCUGCGCGGAACCCGACCCCCUCCCCCGCUCUGUUCUCGUCAGCCUCGGACACUUAACCUCAAAGAUUCAGGCGCGAAGACACUGCUCCACACACCGGGGAACGCAUCGGGGACGCGGGCUCGGCGCGCCAUUGUNUGUGCACAAAGCCAGUCCCCUUGCAAACACACCUGUCCAGGUACACACGCCAGGUGGGCUUCACCUGGGCACAGGCGGAUACUAUCAUGCCUUAUCAUCUCUCACACAAGAACGCACACACUGAACACCCAAAAAACAUCCAGAGACCCUGGGGCCGCCGGCCCCUCCGCGAACAGAGACACGUUCAGUUGGCCAACAAUGGAGAUGAACUGGUGUGUGCAUUCGGGAGCCUGGGCUCUGGAGAGAGGGGCAGGUAAUAAGCGAACACUAAGACGCGCGAAGCGCUGUGAAGUUACGUCGCUGGGGGACGGGGACGGAAGGAGGUGCGAUGGGACUCAGGGAAGAAGCUGGGAGAGGAGCUGCGUUCUGCACAGGGACACUGGCACCCGCAAGGCCGCGGAGGCUGGAAACCUCUGGACAUGUUUGCCGACCGAGAAAAGGGAGUGGCGUCGCAGCAGCUCCGGAAGUGAGAAGGGCGAUCUGGGAAGGAAGCGGUCCGCAGCGCUGUACCCAGGGCCUCGCAAGUGUCUUCAUCUUGCAGCAGCGAUAAGAAAACACGUCUGUCCUACCAGACCAUUCCCAGGCCUUCAUGCCAGCAGGAAGAUUGGCUCUGGGACCUUCUCCAAAGUCUACCUGGCCUAUGCCACGCAUGAGCGCCUGCAGCACAGCCCCAAGCUGGCCUCCGACCUGCGGGGCAAGCACCAUGCCAUGGUGAGCCAGACCCAUCUCCUCCCCAUGGGUGACAGACAGCAGGAUCCAUGGGCCGCCCUUCAGCCUGGCCCUGGUGGUCCCUGUCCUGACCCCAUUGAGGCACCUCCCUGCUAUUCUGGCUCCUUCCUGGUCUGGUAUCCUCCCAAGGACCUGCAAGCCGGCCACUCCUAGUUCCAGAACCCCUUGAGCAUAUCAGGGCCAGGAAGGAAGAGAAAGGUCAGUAGAGACCCCCAAGGAUGCUGCUUCCCAGCCUCACCCCAGUCAAGUUCAGCAAUGUGCACAGAGCACAUGGGGCCUGUUCAUGUCCCCCUUCAGGGGCUGUGGUCUGCACACAAGGGCCACCCUCCACCCCUGUAGGUGGCUAUCAAGAUCAUCUCCACUGCUGAGGCCCCUGUGGAGUUCUCCCAAAAAUUCCUGCCCUGUGAGAUAGCAUCACUUAAUGCUACCUACAAGCACCUGAAUGUGGUAGGCAGAGACCCUGAAACAGCCCAUGCCCAACCUGCCCAUCCCCUGCUGCCCAGGGCCACCCCCUUUCCCACCAGGGACCCUUAUUGGGGCCCAGCCCCACCCUGAGGCCCUGAUCCAAUGCACUGGACAGCCCCUCCUUGGGUGAUAGCAGGGGGGCGCCUGGCAGGUGCAGCUCUAUGAGACCUACCAGAAUAACCAGCGGUCCUACUUGGUGCUGGAGUUGGCAGCCCGUGGUGACCUACUGGAACACAUCAAUGCAGUGUCGGAACAUCCCGGCCGCCCAGGGCUGGAAGAGGAGGCCCGCAGGCUGUUCUGGCAGCUGGUCAGUGCCGUGGCCCACUGCCACAGCUCUGGCAUUGUGCACCGGUGAGGGGGCCACGCUGCCUGCACGCCACCUGCAUCAAGAGGCCCACCUGGGCCCAGGACCAGCACCACUUCCCCUUCCCCAUGCAGGGACCUAAAGUGUGAGAAUAUCCUGCUGGAUGACCAAGGCCUCCUAAAGCUGACUGGUGAGCCUGGGGCCCAGCCCCCACCCACUUCCCUAGACUACCCUGACUCAUGACCUGAGCCUUCAACUUCUUCAAGAGGCCCAUCCCUAUUCAACUAUUGUCUCAGGCAGGACCCCAGCCACUACCCUUGCCUGCUUCAGACUUUUUCUUUAUUAUUUAUUGCUUUAAAGACUCAUUUAUUUAUUUGAGAGAGAGAGGAGGGGCAGAGGGAGAGGGAGAAUCCUGAAGCAGGCUCCCUGCUGAGCGCGGAGCUCAAUCCCAGGACCCUAAGACCAUGACCUGAGCAGAAACCAAGAGUGGACCACUCAGCCAACUGAGCCUCCCAGGCUCCCUGCCUGCUUCAGAAUUCUGACCCCAACCUGGCUUGACCUUCAACCCUCCCAGAAGGCCCAACCCCACGCUUGCCUCCACCUGUGCUUGCAGACAUCCACACACUCCACACCUGAGCCCACUGUCCCUUCCCAUCCUGCGCCUUCUGUGGUCUACUGCCUGCGUCCCCCUGGCAGACUUUGGCUUCGCCAACCGGUCGGGCCUCAGGAACUCGCUGCUGAGCACCUUCUGCGGCUCUGUGGCCUACACAGCCCCCGAGAUCCUCAUGAGCAAGAAGCACAAUGGGGAGCAGGCCGACCUGUGGAGCCUGUGAGUGGCCCCCCCAGGCACCCCAGCAUAGGCAGAACCCAUGGGAGGGCAAGAGAGAGGGCAUGCCCUGAGGCGCCUGUGCCCCCAGGGGCAUCAUCCUUUAUGCCAUGGUGACCGGGAAGCGGCCCUUCAAGGAGCGCCGGCCCCACCACAUGCUGCACCUGACGCGCCGUGGCCCCACCUCAGGCCAGGCAUGUCCCCAGGAGAGUGAGAAUACCGUGUCCCUCCCAAAUCCCAGCCUGGGCCUGGAAAGCGGGGCACCAAGAAAGACCUGGGUCCAAGAGCACCUGGGCGGCUCGGUUGGUUAAGCGUCUGCCUUCUGCUCAGGUCAUGAUCCCGGGGUCCUGGGAUGGAGCUCCUGAGUCCAGCUCCUUGAUCAGCAGGGAGUCUGUUUCUCCCUCUGCCC